AGGAAAAAUGACAUUUGGUGGGCUGGAUAACCAAGAUAUUCGCGCCAAAAGUGUUUGUUAUUAAUUAAUUACUGUUUUGGUGUAAAAACUUAUUAUUUGAAGAUAUCGGCAUGAUGGCUGGAGUUCAGGCGACAAUUCAAUUUAGGUCUCGCAAGAAGGUUUAUGUGGAUGAAGACGUUACUAACGAAAACAAAAAUAUAUUGAAUAUAAGAAAAACCAGUGAAAGGAAAUUAAAAAGAAAUAUUGGAGAGGAUAUAAAGAAAGACAUUGACGAUGAUUGUACUCCUGUAAAGGUAUCGCGGAAAGAAACCCUAGCGAGAAAAAACACACCAAAACGAGACAGUGAGGAGCAAAAUCUGAAACCUUUAACUAGCAGAGAGAAAGAAAUCGGAUGGUUAGAUAACUUCUUGACUGAACACCUUGACAAGGAAGAGUCUGCUUCACUCUACAUCUCAGGUCAACCUGGCACUGGGAAAACUGCUAGUUUAUCGUACAUUUUAAACUUACCCAAGUUCAAAGAAGGAUACAAACAAGUAUAUAUUAACUGCACCAUGAUGAAAUCAGCUGCUAGUAUCUACAGCAGAAUAUGCAAAGAACUCCAGUUAUCAACAUCGGGAACAACAGAGAAAGCUUGCUUCAAUGCAAUUGAAAAAUAUUUAAAAAAGAAACACAAAAUGAUACUUUUAGUAUUGGAUGAAAUAGAUCAACUAGACAGCAAGCGCCAAUCGGUUCUGUAUACAAUAUUUGAAUGGCCUGCAAUGGCCGACUCUCGCGUGGUAUUGAUUGGCAUUGCCAACGCAUUGGACUUGACGGAGCGCACGUUACCACGACUUCAGGCUCGUUGCUCUCUCCGCCCUCAAACCCUUCACUUCGCACCAUACACCAAAGAACAGAUUGUCAAUAUAUUUACCAAUGUAUUGGCUAAUGAAGAUAAGAGUAACGUGUUCUCUCCAGUCGCUUUACAAAUGCUUGCAGCUAAAAUAUCCGCGAUAUCAGGCGACAUGAGAAGGGCUCUAGACAUUGGGCGAAGAGUAAUAGAGCUCGCGAGAAGGACAAAGUUUUCAGAUAAUCAGUCCAUUGACAAUAUGAUGAAAGACUCUACAGUUACUGUGGAGUUGAAACAAGUUUUAGAAGUACUAAACGACGUAUACGGUGGCUCGCGGAAGAUCGAGUCGGACGCUGAAGAUGGAUUUCCAUUACAGCAGAAAUUGAUCUUGUGUAGUAUAAUGUUAAUGCUAACAAAAGGGAAGGUGAAGGAAAUCGUCAUGGGGAAGUUGCACGAUGUUUAUAAAAAGGUGGCGUCGGCUCGCAAUAUAGUGGCGCUGGAUAUGUGCGAGAUGAGCGCGGCGUGCGGGCUGCUGGAGGCGCGCGGCGCGCUGCGCGUGGGGCCGGGCGCCAGUGCGCGCGCGCGCCGCCUGCGCCUGCAGUGGGACCACGCCGAGCUCGCUGCCGCACUGCGAGACAAACCUCUUCUAUCCGCCAUACUCGAUGACGUCACCUGCCUACCUUCCUAGCACCUUUGUCACUCACACCAACUACAGAAAUUCCUAGGUUAGUUUCUAAAAUUUGCAUUACUAUGUAGUCCGACACACCCAGUUGUUUUUGUGGGUUAAUAUUUUUUAUGUACUAACUAAAUUGACUGCCAAUUUUAAAGAUUUAUGUUAUUUAAAUCUUAUUAUGAUUAACGACUCGAAUUUGUUAGUUAAGAUUAGGGGCCCGUUUCACAAAGUUUUAUUAAGUUUCUGCUAGUCAAGCUGACAUAACAAUGAUUUAUUAUUCAUUCAAAAUUUGUAGUUCAAGUAUUUGCCAGUCUAACUACAGGGAUUUAAUGAGACAUUGUAAAACAGACCAUAAAUGUUGUUGUUAUUGUAGGUAAGGACAUGUACUUGUUUGCCCUAGUGAUUGCAUCUAAACACGUUGAGUGCCUUCAUUUAAACAUGAAAUACUAGGCUGUGUGUAUAAAUGAUGAGAUGAACAGACUGUAUCUGUUAGCUUUUAAGAAUUAUUUGUUAUUUAAUACACGAUUGUUCAUUACAUAAGUGACUUUAAAGUAUAAUGUUGUACAAACAGUGAGCACUUCUAAUUUACUGUGUAGUUAUUUAUUUAGCUUGUUUAUAUGAAAAUGAAUUGCAAGCAAAUAGACCAUUCCAUCUGUGAGGUGUUAAGGUCAAUGGCUUAUAUAGUUUUAAAUGUUAAGAAAAUCCACCUAAUAGCUUACCUAUUUUUAGAUGCUAAUGUUGAUAUGCCGAUAUCUAGUGCUCACUCGGGUAUUGGCAAAGGCUAAUAAGAAAUAUAGUAUACUUGCAUAAUUUGGGAAUAAUACUUUAGAACAGUAUUUAUUUAUAUUUAAUUAAUGUAAUCACUGAUACCGAGUAAUCAAUAGUUUUAAUUAUUUUCACCAUAUAUGUGUAAAAUGUAGAUAUGGGUUAUUAGAUAGCAAUAUUAAUUAUUGCUCGUAACUGCCAAUAAUAUGUGCGACGUUGUAAGUUAGAUGUUUGGUUUUCCACGCUGUGUACUAUAACUAUACUUACU
Spodoptera exigua (beet armyworm) is the source of this 2532-nucleotide messenger RNA. Lineage: Eukaryota; Metazoa; Arthropoda; Insecta; Lepidoptera; Noctuidae. The record is from the annotation of a GenBank genome assembly.